AUGGUAAUGUUCAAUAAUACAUUCUCCGCCAGGCUCAAUUCAUCAGGGAGUUUCUGGAGGGGAGGCAUUCGUUAUUGGCUGUCUCCGGACCUCAAGGAUAACAUUCCUGUCCUUUCCAUUGGCCGCCCCGCUGCUGCAAGCCUCUUCCCGUCUUAUUUUGAUGAUGGAUAGGACGGCGCGCUAAGCCGUGCCGGAGCGUCGUCCUCGCCGGCCGCACUCCCUCCGCGGGGCUCCAGCGCCACGGGGCUGCGUCGCCCGCGCCCGCCGCCAGCAGCCACAGCCACAAAAGUUGGGAUGCUUUUCUUCACCCAGUGCUUUGGGGCUGUGUUAGAUCUCAUCCACCUGCGGUUCCAGCACUACAAGGCAAAGAGGGUUUUCUCCGCUGCCGGGCAGCUCGUCUGUGUCGUCAACCCAACACACAGCCUGAAGUAUGCGUCGACUCGCUGUGCAGCUGCCCAGGCACCCGCGGAGCAAGGCGUCCUUCCUCCCUGCCACCACCACGAAGCGGUGCACGACCCCCAGCUGGUGCCUUGCACAUGCCCGCUCUUCUCUUGCCAGUGGGAAGGGCACCUGGAGGUGGUGGUGUCGCACCUGAGGCAGACGCAUCGCAUUGAUAUCCUUCAGGGGGCAGAGAUCGUCUUCCUGGCCACGGACAUGCACCUGCCGGCACCCACGGACUGGAUUAUCAUGCACUCUUGCCUCGGCCACCAGUUUCUACUGGUCCUCAGGAAGCAGGAGAAGCAUGAAGGGCAUCCCCAGUUCUUUGCCACGAUGAUGCUGAUCGGCACGCCAACCCAAGCUGAUAACUUCACCUACCGGCUUGAGCUCAACAGGAAUCAGAGGCGCCUUAAGUGGGAAGCCACCCCGAGAUCGGUACUGGAGUGUGUUGACUCUGUCAUUUCGGAUGGGGAUUGCCUUGUGCUGAACACUUCUCUGGCUCAGCUCUUUUCUGAUAAUGGAAGCCUAGCAAUAGGAAUCGCAAUAACCACCAGCAAAGUGCACAGCGCUGAGGCUGAAAUAUGAGGGAGAAGAGGAAGAAGAGGAGGAGGAGGAGAAAGAGGAUCCUCCAGCUGCCUUGUGAGAGCCAGAACUUGCAGACUUUUUUGGGGGGUCUCAGGUCUUUUAUGGUAUUUAGUACUUGUCCACAGUGGGCAUUAUGUAAACAUCCUGUGGUCACAGUCUCCAUGUAAUGUAUUUACUGUUUUGUUAAUACAAUUUUGUGAGAAAUUUUAAA
Messenger RNA from Nothoprocta perdicaria, 1234 nucleotides. RefSeq names its product siah E3 ubiquitin protein ligase family member 3 (gene SIAH3). Lineage: Eukaryota; Metazoa; Chordata; Aves; Tinamiformes; Tinamidae. The record is from RefSeq and is a predicted model, not a curated record. Gene Ontology annotation, biological process: proteasome-mediated ubiquitin-dependent protein catabolic process; multicellular organism development. Gene Ontology annotation, cellular component: cytoplasm. Gene Ontology annotation, molecular function: ubiquitin protein ligase activity; ubiquitin conjugating enzyme binding.